Molecule: messenger RNA, 1209 nt
Organism: Beta vulgaris subsp. vulgaris (sugar beet)
Lineage: Eukaryota; Viridiplantae; Streptophyta; Magnoliopsida; Caryophyllales; Amaranthaceae
Product: ATP-dependent DNA helicase RRM3-like
Exons: 1
Coding region: 1-1209 (402 amino acids)
Biological process (GO): DNA repair; telomere maintenance
Molecular function (GO): DNA helicase activity
Source: RefSeq, a predicted model, not a curated record
AUGCCUGUGGCAAGAACUUGUCAUUCGCGAUUUAAAUUGCCACUUGACAUCGAUAACACAACAACUGGUGAUAUAAGCAAACAAAGCAAUACCACAAAGCUUCUUAGAGCUGCGAAAUUAAUUAUAUGGGAUGAGGCUUCUAUGGCCAAAAGGCAAGCUAUUGAAGCAGUUGAUAAAAUGCUAAAAGAUAUCAUGGAAACUGAUCUACCUUUUGGUGCUAAAGUUAUUGUAUUUGGUGGUGAUUUCCGGCAAGUUUUACCCGUCGUUCCAAAAAAAAGAAGAGAAGAACAAAUUGAUGCAAGUUUAGUAAGAUCUAAAGUUUGGCCCACAUUACAAAAGAUCAAAUUAUGUGAAAUUAUGCGUGCAAAAUCUGAUCCUCAAUUUUGUGAAUUCCUUUUAAGAAUAGGAAAUGAAACCGAAUCACAAACAAUAAAUGACAUGGUCAAACUCCCACCUUCAAUGAUUGUUCCGUAUAUUGACGAGACAACUUCUCGAAAUACGCUAAUAAAGAGUGUUUUUCCAAAUCUAAACAUGGCUGCAAUAGAUCCAAAUGUUAUUAUAAAUCAUGCCAUUCUAAAACCUAAAUAUCAAUCCGUAGAUGAUAUUAAUAAGAUUCUCAUAGAGAAAUUUCCAGGAAACGCUAUAAUAUAUCAUAGCUUCGAUAAAAUUAUUGAUCCAAUAGCACAAGAACAUCAUGAAGACUUUUUAAAUAGCUUGACACUAAAUGGUCUACCUCCUCACACCCUUGUAUUAAAACUUAAUUGUCCUGUAAUCUUGCUAAGAAACAUAAACCCCUCAAAAGGUCUUUGCAACGGCACGCGUUUAAUACGUCGUCGCUUAGAUAAAGAUGUAAUUGAUGCUGAAAUUGUUGUUGGGUAUCAAUGUGGUAAAAGAGUUUACAUACCAAGGAUUCCUUUACAACCUUCCAAAAGUGAUAAGUUUCCCAUACCCUUUAGAAGAACACAAUUCCCAAUACGCUUGUGUUUUGCUAUGUCUAUUAAUAAAGCUCAAGGUCAAAAUCUUGAAAAAGUUGGGAUAUAUUUACCCCAACCAGUUUUCUCACAUGGACAACUAUACGUAGCAUUAUCAAGAGCUAAGAUUGCAAAAGCCGUUAAAAUUCUAAUUAAACCCCAUUCAACUGAAACAACUGACUACUAUACAAAAAAUGUUGUCUACAAGGAAAUACUAACUGAAAGUGCAAAAAAUUAA